CCCGUUUGAACUUGUUAUCUACUCUCGAAACGGUUUAGUGAAGAAACUCAGGCGCAGUCGAUUUUGGCCCUUAUCUGUGAAAUCAUGGUAGAUCAAUUCAGAUACGAUCUACCAAUGGUAGACCCUGUAGAUCUUAUCUUCGCUGCAGGUCUUCCUUGUCCUCCGCCUCCUCUACCACCACUGCCACCUCGUACUGGAGGAAUCCCAUUUUUGACGGCUAUACGUGAAGGGAAACUGGAUGAAGUAAGAAAACAGAUUUUCAUAGUGGUGCUGUUAUAAUAUUCAGCUAGCUUAACCUCUAUUUAAAGGAGCUGUGUCACGAAAUUCAGCCAAAUUAGGUAAUUACAAAAUGCCCGUUAAAAAUAAAACUUUAAAGGAAGGUUAAAAUAACACAACAGAUGCCACGGAUGGGCAAAACUGAAGAGGAUUGAAACGGAUUGAAAUUAGGGUUUUUGAAAACUGUUCAACCUAACAAUUUUUGAAAGUUGAUCUCUGCUGUUUGCAACUUCAAGAAUAAUGCUCAGGAGACAUAUUUGUUUGUCUCUAAUCUCUGCUUGUGUCAUUUACAAGUAAUUUCUUUGCUUACUUUAAGUUCCAUAGCGACUGAGGGCUAUAGUAAUAAACAAAAUCAACUGGACAGCGGUGACACGGCCCCUUUAAUAUUAUUAUUAGGCUUAGCUAAUAAUAUUAUUUAAUUUAGUACUUUGAAUCUUUUUAUUUAUCUAAAAAGGAGGCAGUUUUAUCACUGCCUGUUGAAAAUCAAGGCCAAUGAAUGGUAGAAAAAUAUAUCUAGAGAAAUGACCGUCUUAUAGAGAGUCAAAUAAAGGGAGUAAAGAAAGGCAAGGAUGGACUCCAGGUGUCCAUUUUACAGAGGUGUCUGUCUUUUAGAGGUGUCCAUUAAGAGAGAGUCAGCUUAUAUACGAUUGUCAGGAUGAUUGCGUGUAGUCCUGAAUAGCUGUCAAUGUGAAUUUGACUCUGAAGAUGACUACUGCGCAGGUUGUUGAAACAUGAGUCUCCGUCAUCCACAAAAGUCCUAUUCAGGAUUUAACUCACGCGGAUGAUCAUAAUAUUAUGUUCCACUUACUUAUGAAAUGACCCCUGGGUUCAAAUGUUUCACAGAAACUCAUUACCAGGGUGCAAAGAAAGUCAGUUUCACAGCCUGCCAUUUGGGCAAGCUGUAGCUAGCAUGUACUAGCCCACAAGUCAUUUCAACUAGCCCCAAAACUCGUUUUGAUUAGCAGGAUUAAUUACAGUCCUUCAAAAUUUGAAUUUCCCCAGAAAACAGCACUUACCGAUCAGGCAAGUUAAGAACAAAAAUCACAAGCCCAAUAGCAAAAUCCACUAUCAGACACAACUUUAAUUUCUUUGCACGCUAAUUACACAUAAUUUUAGUCAGUAGAUAAAUGUUGAAUAAGCCUAAACAGGAGAUAAGUUACAAAAUAUACUGUCUACAUCCCUGAUUUAACACUCAAAGGGACACAGCCAAUGGUCUGUAUAAAAGAUCAGGGUUUGAAGGAACUCCCAUCUUAGGCAACAUUACCCGCUCUCUAGAUCCUUGCUCUAAGUUAUGCUACUUUGGGUUAUAAUCUCAUCUACUCAAACUGAUUUCUUUCUAUGGUUUUGCAGCACUUAAUUAAAAUUCUGAAUAUGUUUGAACAUUUGCUUAGGCAAAAAGGAUUUUUGACGUUGAGAAGGUGGAUCCAAAUGUUGCAGAAGAGCGAGGAGAAACUGGUUUGCACCAUGCCGCAAGGGCUGGUUUCUUGGAAUUGGUAAAGUUUCUUUUGGAGAUUGGAGCUGAUGUUAAUCGGAAAGGUAUAUAUGAUCAAACCAAGGGGUGGAACAUUCCUUACUGCCUUGAAUAACGAGCAUUAUGGAUAAAUAUAUUUAUUACACUGUUAUUAAUCCUUAAUCUUCAAUGGUGGUAAAGGUAAAAUAAAGCCUGUGUUCCAGCUAGCAGCCAAGGGGUCCAUUUGUGCAGCUAGCUAAUAUCCCAGCUGUUUCCAUAGAAUGAAGGUACUAGGAACAUUUCUACUUCCUGGAUGGGAUGCUAACUAUGUCCAUCUCAGAUUAACUGUACCCUCAGUGUGAUCAAAAAAGUGCUCAAACUAGAACCUUUUGCUCUGAAUCCCUUGCAAUUACCAUAUGUUAGGCUACUGCACUUCCAAACCUUUAACCCUUUAAGCCCCAAUAUCCACAUCCAAAUUCUCCAAACUUAUCUCUAUAUAUUUCCUUAAAGAAUGUGUUGAGAAUUUGAUAAAAGAUCAAAGCAUUUUCUCUUAGGUGAUUAUUUUAUUAAUUCUCUCAAAUGAGUUGGUUUUGUAGGAAAAUUUGAAAGAAAAUAUAGGCAUAAAUGCUUAUUCAAGUUUAUGUUUGAUUUAAACAGUAAUGGCCAAAGAUUCAGUUUUUACACUAGUUUUUUUUUUAUCAUUAUAGUCUUUUUGAAUGUUUUUUUUAUUAUAUUGUGCAGCUGUACACGAACAAGGGGCAAUCCAUCUAGCUGCAUCAGGAGGCCAUCUUGAUGUGGUGGAAGAGCUUAUUAGGGCUGGCUCUACUUUAGAUGAUGUGGACAGAUUUAAUCGGUCACCACUCAUGUGGGCAGUAGCUUGUGGAUAUGUUGAAAUUGUGAAACUGUUGCUGCGGGCAGGAGCGUCUGUGGCAACUCAAAGAAAGAGGCAUGCCCUUCAUGAAGCCUGUAAGAGAGGAUUUCAUGAGCUGGCUCAACUGUUAAUAGAUGCAGGAGCACCAGUAAAUAACCCACAACAUUGUAAGUUAUUACUUUGCAUAAUUAUUUUAUUGUAAGUCAAGCCAUUAUUGUGUUAGCUAGCCUGAGACUGGUCCUGAGAAAACAGCUGACAUAUCAUGAUACCACCAGUGGUUUCCCCACGAAAUGAUGUCUGAGAAACAAGUGCAGAAAUUCCAUACUGAUGAUGCAUCAUCUGCCCCGAUCUAGGUCAACAAGUGCUUCUGAUUGGUUGAAGCAAAUUAAUUUUUAGCCAAUCAGCACUACUCAGAUCUGGGUAGUGAUGCAUUAUCACUAAGUAUUGAAUGGAAUGUCUGUGCUGGUUUCUCACAUGUCACUUUAUAGGGAAACCAGUGGUGGCAUGCUGUUUACUCAGGCUAUGAUUGUGUGAAGUAAAGUUCUUAGAAUACCAUUUCGAUACUGAACAUCAAGAUACUGACGGGGAGAACAGAGGGAAGAUGAAUGAUCUCUCCAGUGCUGGGCGUUACAAAUUUUGUGGGACAUUUUUAUUUUCUUAAUUAACAGGUUGUAUUUUUGAGGCCCUGGAUAAGCUGGAAUGUGGACAAUUGCAUCAAUAUUACUGUAAAUAGACAAAUUAUAGUGCCCCUUUCAUUAAUGCCCAUCCUCCUUAACGUUAAAAAUGUUAAAAUUAAGAAGAUCACCCCUUCUUACUAAAUACAUUGUAGUCAAUAUGUCAAGAGGUGAUCUCCUUAUAGCAAGGACCUUUAUCUUCAAUAAAUGUGGCAUAAAAACUACACAAAGAAUGAUCCAUGAGGACAUCACACUAGGGAUUUAGCAUUCUUUAAGCCUGCCUCCUCUGCAGAGGCUUAAAGGGGCAUGGUGCAAGUGAGCACGGGCACUGGUUUUUGCGCCUGCUCUCACUUUGCGCAGCUGAAAUCCAAUAACAUGUCAUUUAGCCUCUGUAGAGGCUGAGGAGAGAGCUUUAAGUCAAACUAAGGGCGGUUUCCAUUUGUCAGAACUGACCGGCAAUAUGGGGGACUACUCGUAGUCCCCCAUUUAUCCUCAGGGAAAGUAGAGCGAGCGAAACGCGAGGGCGUGUGAAAAUCACCCCACGCGAGAAAAGGCGACAUGCGGCGGGGAGAGAGAAAAAUCUCUCUCUCCCCGCCGCGUGUCGCCUUUUCUCGCGUGGGGUGAUUUUCACGCGCGCUCGCGUUUUGCUAGCUCUACUAUCCCUGAGGAAAAAUGGGGGACUACUCGUAGUCUAGACCGGCAAGGACGUUCCCUUCAUAAUGAGAAUGUUACUUUUAAUGAAAGCUAUCCAGCCAGAUCAGUCAAAUGCUAAAUAGUAUGCACGAAGGAAAUCGUUUUUCAUCAAAAACUCUUGGAAAAAGCCUACUUCAUUUUCAAAAUGAGCGGUGCAGCCAUUGUCCGGCCGGCCAGUUAUGACUUUUGGAAAGUUGUUUAACUCAUCUCGACAGCCAGAAGAGUGAUUCAAAUUUUAUUGUUUGUCUUUAUUUUUGUUAACUAGUUUCUGGCUAUGAACCAUGGUCACCUCUCCAUAUUGCUGUUCGUCAGGGAUAUCUUGAUUGCGUCAAGUUAUUAAUCAGGGCGGGGGCUGAUGUAAACAGUGUUAAUGCGGGCAAACACACCCCGUUACAUGAAGCUGCAUACGAAGGACGUGAUGAUAUAAUGUCAGAACUUCUUCUUCGAGGGGCAGACCCACAUGCAGUCAGUCAUCAGCAGAGAACACCUUUACAUGAAGCUUGUGUGCGAGGUAUUUCUAUUACACUCUCUACUAUUUUCAAGUUUAGGCUUGAAAAAAGUCAGAUCUAAAAAAGUCAUAUCACCUUUAUAGAAAGUUUCCCCUUCCUUCUUUCCUUCUCCCUUUGGAGGCUUUGUUGUUGUUCCUAAUAAACACGGGCUCACCGCUUUCUUUUGCCUUUGGUUUAAGUCUCUACCGGCGACUUCCCCAAGCUUUGAUUUUAACGCAAACUUUUAUAUUUGAUUGUAUUCCAGCACGUGCCGGCGGAAUCGGCUCAUAGUGCUGAUAAGAUAAAGUUCCUAGAACAAAAUAUUUGCCUACACCGUUCCAUUAAGUUACACGAUGCUGGCCGGAGGUUUCAGCUAGUAGUGCCAUGGCCAUAUUAAGUUUGUUUCUUUUGGACCUAUACCUGAACUUGUCCGACCCGGCUCGCGUAAAUCUAGUAGUGCUGGGGAGAUAAGUAAGGCCUUAUGGUCACGCUAUGGAAGUCGUCCACCACGCCGAUCACGGAGCGGUGUUCCCCCCAUUAAGCCAUACGUUUGUUGUCUUGUUUUAUUACACUUUAUUGCAAAGCCUAGCUAAAGGAACUGCGACAUUAAUGAAGCUUGUAUGCAAGGUACAUGUACUGGUACUCUAAUCUUAUGACACAAUCCUCAAUUAUUUUACAUGUUAUAAUAAAAAAAGUGAUAUCACACACACAGAGUCCCAUUAUAAUAAGUAAAACAAUAAUUGUUUUACUGAUUAGUCCUUAUUAACCUUUUGCUUUCACAAUUCUUCACCUAUUUGUUUCCAUCUCUGUCAUAGUAACAAUACCAAAAAUUAUUCUUGAUCUACAAGCGAUGAUUUCAUUAAAAAAUAAAAGAUUUGAAAGAAAACAAGCAAGACCAUUAUACGUUGUUGGGAAACUACCCACCUACCCCUCCCCUAAGCCAACAUUAACACCUACUUCAAACAUAAAGAAAAAUGUAAGCUUAGGGGAGGGGUAGGUGGGCAGUUUCCCUGAAACUUAUAAUGAUCAGGCUCAAGAUUAGGUAUUGUAGUACUGUCAUGGUAUUAAUCUGUUGGUCAUCUUACUGUAGGUAAAGUAAGGAGUGCAAUUAUGCUGUUGGAUGUUAACAGCAAGGUCAAUGCCAAAGAUUUUGGGAGAGACACGCCUCUUCAUCUUAUACUAAGAGGUCUUUGUCUUCAUGACAUCAAGGUUCAGUUGACAUCUGUUCUUCUCCAGUAUGGUGCAUCACCAACAGUUCUUGGAGGAGAAGAUGACACGCCGCUGGACAUAGCUCGACAAACAGGCAGGGAAUCCUGUUUGGAAUUACUACAAGCUGCUUUAGGUGAGAAUUAUACAACCCAAUGCAAGUUUAAGAUGAAUCUAAACUGCGUUGAAGCAAAACUGCCGGGGGUUGCCUGAAUUUGAAGCAUAAUUAUUUUUGAGAAGCAAAACAUUUACAUUUGAGCAAAAAUAGUGCUCUCACGACUGUCUUUAGUAAUUUUGAUUUCCAGGCAAAUAUCAUCACUUUUUUUCCCUUAUUGUUCUAAAAAAAUUCUUGUUCUUUUGUGUGCCAACUAAUAUAGUUGAUUUUCCUUUUUUUUUCAGGAAUGCCACAACCACUUACUCAAAUGUGUAGGGUUGUUCUGAGAAAACAGUUAGCUUGUCAUUGGGACUAUAUAGCUGAACUUCCAUUGCCAAUAACAUUGAAGAGUUUUCUACAAUUUGAAAAUGGAUUUUAAUUGAUCAUUGUUAAAAUAGACAAGUUUAAUACCAUCUAUGCUCUCCAAGCAAAGUGCUGAAUUUAAUAUUUUGCUUUGUCUUUGCCUUGUUGAUUGGCCUUUUAUGCAAAAUUUAUUAUUACAAUAAUUUCAUUGCAUAAAACAAAAUUAAUGGCAUUAUGUAAAUACCGGUAUGUCUAGUAAAUUGUUUUUCAUAAAAGAAAAAAGGAAGGGUUGCAGGCAAUUUGUGAAUAUAUUUAUUUUAUUGUUUUUAUUUUCUUCAUGUUAUUAAGUAAACAUGUCGGAAGUCAUUUUCAGUAAAUAAAUGAAAGAAAUUUGUGAAUAAUGAGGUGGAUUUUUGCUACCCAAUAGGUGUACUGUGUCAUGGAAAGAAACUAGAUCUACAUGUCACAUGACAUUUUUACAGUUUGAUUUGAUUUGAUUUUUACAGUUUGAUUUUCCUUUAUAAUAUUAAUAUCAGUGGCAUAGGUUGGUUGGUUGGAGGCUCCUUCAUGAGUGAGACAUUUCUUACUAUUAAUGUGACUGUGUGAUACAGUUAAGCCUUAAUGUGUUGCUUGUGAUGGACUGUGUGACUGCGAGAUGCGGUUCGCAAGUCCAACCCACAAAAAUGACCCUUGCUCGCCAAUGAGUCCUUAGUAGCUCAGAGGUUAGAGCAUCUGACCUAGAACGUGGAGGGUCAUGGGUUCGAAUCCCAUAUGGCGCUCAGAUUGUUUUCUGUGUCCUCUUAUGGUUGAUUCUUUACAUCUCCCUUAAUUUUUUUUCCUUUAUAAUAUUAAUAUCAGUGGCAUAGAUUUGAAUCUUGUCAGGUUAUAUAUAUUUACUUUGUUCACUCUAAGAUUAAUAUUGUCCUUUCCUUGUGUGGAACUCUAUCCAUUAUAAUGUGAACAUCAAAAAUUCAAAUUAACUGGUAAUUUAUACCUUUAAGUGGCUCUCUCUAUUUUACUGUACAGUUUUAAAUAAUUAGCGUAAAAAGUACCUUAUUUGUACUUAAUUUCGCGGGUCUUAAAUUUGACAUUUUUUGCGAUUUUAAAAAAUUCGCGAAAUUAAAGAGCCACGAAUUUAAAUCCCCGCAAAAUUUAAACACGUGAAAUUUAUCACCCAUAUAGAAAAUUCAAAACACGGAAAACUUUAUCAACUUCUAAUAGCAACAAGAUAUACAGGAUAUGUAUCGACAUAUAAACAAGUUGUUUACUGGUACAAUAUUCCACGUUGUAUCUUUAGUUGUGAAAUAAGGUUAAUUUGCAAAGAUUUCACACAUUACUUGCUCCAGUUUAUCAAGAAAUUUUAAUAAGUUCAGACUUUUUGAAAGAUGAAAUGAAGUUGGGAACUUACUUAAAUCGCGAAAUUUAAUGCCCUUUUUUUCAUAUUUGCCUGUUGAAAUCACGAAAAUAAAACCUUGCGAAAUUAAGUACCAGUUAGGUAGCUUUUAAACUUUCAUGAAAAAUAUUUAUUGUUAAUAAUGUAAUUUUUUUUGUGUGAAGUACAAUCUAACAAAAUAAUAUUGUUGAUGUAUAUUUAAAUAAGUGAGAUUCUUUGGAAUAAAAGUAUGUUUUCAUGAAAAAUCAAUUUGGAUUGACAUUGUGGAAGAGUUAGAGCAAUUUUAUCUCAGGUAUCACUGUUGAUUAUUGACCAGGAGUUAAUUUAUUACUGAGAGUAAUUGCGGACAGUUAAGAAGACUCAUAUCAAAGACAGUGAACUCCUAGACUACGAGUAGUCCCCAUUUUCCCUCAGGGAUAGGAGAGCGAGCCAACCUCGUCCCCAGGGCUUUUCCCUUGAAAAAUGGGUUGGGCGCCCCACCCAUUUUUUAAGGGAAAAGCCCUGGGGACGAGGUUGAGAGCGAGCGAAACGCGAGCGCGCUUGAAAAUCACCUCACGCGAGAAAGGCGAAACGCGGCGGUGAGAGGGAAUGUUCAAGCUCCUGACCAAUGGCAGGAGCCCAUCAAAUUUGAUGGGCUCCUGUCAAUGGUGAUAACCAAGUCGGCUAAUAAGUGAUCGGGUGACAUGGGUACUGGAAAAAAAGGGAUUGUAAGCAGUCAUGCUUUCCUUCGUAUUAACUCAGGCACACCGCCCCCCCAGCCCCCUCCGCGCGCUGCAAUGCGGACAUCCGCGCUCUCUCGAAAUUAGAUUUCAACCCCUUACCCCCGGCCCUGAAGACAAUUCUAGGCGUGGCUCAAACUUAUUGGCCCCUAAAUUAUAAAGGAAACCUCACUGAAACGGACAACAAAAUACCAAACCUAUAAUCAACACCCAGUUUAGUGAGGGUACGCGACAAGCAUCUCGCCGUCUGCACACUUAUCGUAGUACGUAUCCCAUAUGCCUUUAGAAAACAGUGGCCUUUUCAGGGGAUACUUCCUGGUAGUAGGCUAAUGGAUAUGUGCCGCUGAUUGGGGUCGCAUUUUCACGACUGUAGUGACUAUUAUGGGGUUGCGUUUUUAUAAGAGUUACUGGAAUGGGGUAGCACAUUUUCAGGAUUUUGGGAGUCAGAAAAAUCAGAUCUGUAGGGAAUUUAAAACAGAAAGAUUUACACCAUUUUAUACCUGCCAACUCUCACGCCUUAGGCGUGAGUCUCACGCUUGCGGGUUGAAAACUUCGAUCUCACGCCGGCUCACGCCUGCGGGCCAAUUUCUCACGCCUGAUUGAAAAAUGUGAGUUGUUGCCGUCUUGCUUGACACAAUUUCCAAAAAUAUGUUAACUCAGACUCAUGUCAGGAAAGAAAACCAUGUGUAAAUGAAUAAAUAACAAUACCUUCCUCGCGAUCUCUGAUUUUGUGGAUAAGCGUUUUCUCGAUAACUUCGCCUUCGGCAGACUUCGGACGUCUUCGGACUUCUUCGGAAGACUUCGGACUUCUUCGGGAAUCUUCGGAAAUGAUCGUGUCGUCUGCAAAAAUCCCAGAACUCCCAGGAUAAAAAUCUCACGCUUAUAUCUCAGAAAAAGUUGGCAGGUAUACCAUUUUAGCAGAUGUGUCAGUUCAUUUCAGGGUGACCAAGUUAACAGAAAGCGACUACAAAAAUUGCUUUUUUUCCCAAAGUGACUGAGAUUGGGUCUAUAAUAUGGCCACAGCAUAAACUAUGGGGUAGGGGUUCUGAGAGGCCAGCGGCACAUACCCAGCAAAAAUUAACCCAAGUAACCCCCUCCGGGAGUCUGUUACCCCAGAUCACGCAAGUGGCUGUUACUUUCGCUUGGCUUGUUUGAUUUUCGCUACGUCCCUGAUAUCUGAGAGCCUGGUGGCACAGACUAAGAAUGAUGGUUGCUUGGUUUUGUUCUCCCCACAUCCCCCUUCAAUCCCCAGUCGAUCGCGUUAGGUUGGGGACUGGAACGGAGUAAAUCGAUUUACGUAAAUCACUCGGAAAUCAAGUCAGAUUUAUUUUAGGAAUUUUCCUCGAAAGUGCUGUUAGAAUUUAUUACAGAUACCAUAAGAGUGAGUGGGCAUUAUUUUUCUUAUGCGGACAAGUGCAUGCUGACCCCCGUUUGAACUUGAUAUCAACUGUGGAAACGGUUUAGUGAAGAAACGAAAGUCGAUUUUGGCCCUUAUCUGUGAAAUCAUGGUAGAUCAAUUGGUAGAUCGUAUCUUCGCUGCAGCUCAUCCUCCUCCUCCGCCUCCUCUACCACCACUGCCACCUCCUCGUACUGGAGGAAUCGCAUUUUUGACGGCUAUACGUGAAGGGAAACUGGGUGAAGUAAGAAAACAGAUUUUCAUAGUGGUGCUGUUAUAAUAUUCAGCUAGCUACAGCUAACUUCUAUUUAAAGGAGCUGUGUCACGAAAUUCAGCCAAAUUAGGUAAUUACAAAAUGCCCGUUAAAAAUAAAACAUUAAAGGAAGGGUAAAUUAACACAAGAGACACAACAGAUGCCGCGGAUGGGCAAAACUGAAGAAGAUUGAAACGGAUUGAAAUUAGGGUUUUUGAAAACUUUUCAACCUAACAAUUUUUCAAAGUUGAACUCUGCUGUUUGCAACUUCAAAAAUAAUGCUCAGGAGACAUAUUUUCAGGAGACAUAUUUGUUUGUCUCGAAUCUCUGCUUGUGUCAUUUACGAGUAAUUUCUUUGCUUACUUUAAGUUCCAUAGCGAUUGAGGGCUAUAGUGACUGGCAAAAUUAAACAAAAUCAACUGGACAGUCGUGACACAGCCCCUUUAAUAUUAUUAUUAGGCUUAGCUAUUGAUAUUAUUUAUUCUAGUACUUUGAAUCUUUUUAUUUAUCUAAAAAGGAGGCAGUUUUAUCGCUGCCUGUUGAAAAUUAAGACCAAGGGAUAGUAGAAAAAUAUAUCUUUGCAAACAGGAGAGACUACUGUCAACUCUUUGACACCUUUGAGGCUGGCACGAAAUGUCCCUCUUAGAGAAAUGACCGUCUUAUAGAGAGUCAAAUAAAGGGAGUAAAGAAAGGCAAGGACGGACUCCAGGUGUCCAUUUUACAGAGGUGUCUGUGUUAUAGAGAUGUCUGUUAAGAGAGAGUCGCCUUAUAUAUGAUUGUCAGGGUGAUCGCAUGUAGUCCUGAAUAAAUGUCAAAGUGAAUUUGACUCUGAAGAUGACUACUGCACAGGUUGUUGAAACAUCAGUCUCUGUCAUCCACAAAAGUCCUAUUCAGGACUUAACUCACUCGGAUGAUCAUAUGUUUCACCUACUUAUGAAAUGACCCCUGGGUUCAAAUGUUUCACAGAAACUUAUUACCAGGGUGCAAAGAAAGUCAGUUUCACAGUCAGCGCCGUAGCUAGUAUGAGGCCAACCGAGGCACUCGCCUCGGUAAAAUUUUGACGAAUUUCGCCGAUCAUUUUUAUUUUACAUAAGCGAUCAUCGGAUAUUUUUAACGCAUCAUGAUAUUACAAAGAAUUCAGCAAUUCAGUCAAUAUACUAUGAAAAAAUUACCAUAUCAUCGAUCUCAAGGGGCUACGUACGUUAACUCAAAUUUUUUUUGAACAAAUACUGAUCAAAACCAUUGGCGAGGUUAACGGUCACCCAGAUUAUGUAGCUUGUUUCUGAUUAUUGCUUUUUAAAUUCCACUUAAAUUAAUUCAAAAAAAAGUUACCAAAAAGGCCCAGAAAACGCUGCAAAUCGCAUUUCCGAGAGACUAAAGUUCAAAAUUACUCGGGGGGGCAUGCCCCUGAACCCCCCUAGCAACUCCCGCCUGCCUCGGUUGGUCGUUUGGUCUGGCUACGGCACUGACAGCCUGCCAUUUGGGCAAGCUGUAGCUAGCAUGUACUAGCCCACAAGUCAUUUCAACUAGUCCCAAAACCCUUUUUGAUUAGCAGGAUUGAUUACAAUCCUUCAAAAUUUGAAUUUCCCCAGAAAACAGCACUUGCCCAUCGGGCAAGUUAAGAACAAAAAUCACAAGCCCAAUAACAAAAUCCACUAUCCACUAUCGGACACAACUUUCUUUGCACGCUGAUUACACAUAAUGUAAGUCAGUAGAUAAAUGGUGAAUAAGCCUAAACAGGAGACAAGUUACAAAAUAUACUGUCUACAUCCCUGAUUUAACACUCAAAGGGACACAGCCAAUUCCAGGGGCCCCACUCACAUAUUUUAUAUGAGGGGGGGGUCCAAAGGAUUUUUUUGGGUCUGACAUUUUGGCCAAAAGGGAUUUUUUUGGGUCUAUGAAAGACGCCAGGAUUUUUUUGGGUCGCGAAAACAACAGAAUAUACUUUAAGCGCAAUUUAUAGUUUUGUUUUUGACCAAAAGCAAAGUUGAAGUUGGCAUGUUUUAGCUUUCCAGAAGUUAAAUAAUAAAAUUUGCUGAUGCAAAAACACUGAGGGAUUUUUUUGGGAAGACAAAUUCUGAAGUUGGGAUUUUUUGGGGUAUAAAAUAUGAACCUCUGUCGGACCCCCCGUCAUUAAAAUGUGUGAGUGGGGCCCCUGGGCAGCCAAUGGUGUGUAUAAAAGAUCAGGGUUUGAAGGAACUCCCAUCUUAGGCAACUUUACCCCCUCUCUAGAUCCUUGCUCUGAGUUAUGCUACUUUGGGUUAUAAUCUGAUCUACUCAGACUGAUUUCUUUCUGACGUUUUGUAGCACUUAAUUAAAAUUUUGAAUAUGUUUGAACAUUUACUUAGGCAACAAGGAUUUAUGACGAUGAGAAGGUGGAUCCAAAUGUUGCAGAACAUCAAGGAGAAACUGGUUUGCACCUUGCCGCAAGGGCUGGUUCCUUGGAAUUGGUAAAGUUUCUUUUGGAGAUUGGAGCUGAUGUUAAUCGGAAAGGUAUAUAUGAUCAAACCAAGGGGUAGAACAUUCCUUACUGCCUUGAAUAACGAGCAUUAUGGAUAAAUUUAUUCGUUACGCUGUUAUUAAUCCUUAAUCUUCAAUGGUAGUAAAGGUAAAAUAAAGCCUGUGUUCCAGCUAGCAGCCUAGGGGUCCAUUUGUGUGGCUAGCUAAUAUCCCAGCUGUUCCCAUAGAAGGAAGGUACUAAGAACAUUUCUACUUCCUGGAUGGGAUGCUAACUAUGUCCAUCUCAGAUAAACUGUACCCUCAGCGUGAUCCCAAGAAGUGCUCAAACUAGAGCCUUUUGCUCUGAAUCCCUUGCAAUUACCAUAUGUUAGGCUACUGCACUUCCAAACCUUUAACCCUUUGAGCCCCAAUAUCCACAUCCAAAUUCUCCAAACUUAUCUCUAUAUAUUUCCUUAAAGAAUGUGCUGAGAAUUUGAUAAAAGAUCAUAGCAUUUUCUCUUAGGUGAUCAUUUUAUUAAUUCUCAUAACCUAAUCUCUUGGCAUUGUAUGGAUAUUGCUAGGAGAAAAUUGAUGUUGGUCACUAUUGAGACUUAAACGGUUAAUGGGUGAUCAGCAUCUAAGUUUCUUAAGACAAACAGUGCUUUUUAUUGAAAUAAGACGGUUUGAAGAAUAAAAGUAGUGUGAUCAAGUUAGGAAGGCAUUGAUUGGAAUCAUAUUCUCCUUAAAUAUGUGUACCAUGGAAAUGACUGGAGAAGGUGUUGAUAAUAAGCAUACUGAUCUCUCAAAUGAGUUGAUUUUAUAGGAAAAUGUGAAAGAAAAUAUAGGCAUAAAUGCUUAUUCAAGUUUAUGUUUGAUUUAAACAGUAAUGGCCAAAAAUUCAGUUUUUAGACUAGUUUUUUUUAAUCAUUAGUCUUUUUGAACAUUUUUUUUAUUAUAUUGUGCAGAAGGACGCCAAAAAGGCGCAAUCCAUCUAGCUGCAUCAGGAGGCCAUCUUGAUGUGGUGGAAGAGCUUAUUAGGGCUGGCUCUACUUUAGAUGAUGUGGACAAAGUUGGUCGGUCACCACUCAUGUGGGCAGUAGCUUGUGGAUAUGUUGAAAUUGUGAAACUGUUGCUGCAGGCAGGAGCAUCUGUGGCAACUCAAGGAAAGAGGCAUGCCCUUCAUGAAGCCUGUAAGAGAGGAUUUCAUGAGCUGGCUCAACUGUUAAUAGAUGCAGGAGCACCAGUAAAUAACCCACAGCACUGUAAGUUAUUACUUUGCAUAAUUAUGUUAUUUUAAGUCAAGCCAUUAUUGUGUUAGCCUGAGGCUGGUCCUGAGAAAACAGCUGACAUAUCAUGAUACCACCAGUGGUUUCCCCACAAAAUGACGUCUGAGAAACAAGCGCAGAAAUGCCAUACUGAUGAUGCAUCAUCUACCCUGAUCUAGGUAGUGCUUCUGAUUGGUUGAAGCAAAUUAAUUCUUAGCCAAUCAGCACUACUGAGAUCUGGGUAGUGAUGCAUUAUCACUAAGUAUUGAAUGGAAUGUCUGUGCUGGUUUCUUGCAUGCCAUUUUAUGGGGAAACCAGUGGUGGCAUGCUGUUUACUCAGGCUAUGAUUGUGUGAAGUAACUUAGAAUACCAUUUCGAUACUGAACAUCAAGAAACUGAUGGGGAGAACAGAGGGAAGACGAAUGAUCUCUCCAAUGCUGGGCGUUACAAAUUUUGUGGGACAUUUUUAUUUUCUUAAUUAACAGGUUGUAUUUUUGAGGCCUUGGAUAAGCUGGAAUGUAAUUGGACAAUUGCAUCAAAAUUGCUGUAAAUAGACAAAUUAUAGUGCCCCUUUCAUUAACGCCCAUCCUCCUUAAUGUUGAAAAUGUUAAAAUUAAGAAGAUCACCCCUUCUUACUAAAUAAAUUGUAGUCAAUAUGUCAAGAGCUGAUCUCCUUAUAGCGAGGACCUUUAUCUUCAAUAAAUGUGGCAUAAAAACUACACAAAGAAUGAUCCAUGAGGACAUCACACUAGGCCUGCAGAGGCUUAAAGGGGCAUGGUGCAAGUGAGCGCGGGCACUGGUUUUUGCGCCUGCUCUCACUUUGCGCAGGUGAAAUACAAUAACAUGUCAUUGAGCCUCUGGAGAGGCUGAGGAGAGAGCUUUAAGUCAAACUAAGGGCGGUUUCCAUUUGUCAGAACUGACCGGCCAGGACGUUCCCCUCAUAAUGAGAAUGUUACUUUUAAUGAAAGCUAUCCAGCCAGAUCAGACAAAUGCUUAAUAGUAUGCAUGAAGGAAAUCGUUUUUCAUCAAAAACGCUUGGAAAAAGCCUACUUCAUUUUCAAAAUGAGCGGUGCAUGCAGCCAUUGUCCGGCCGGCCAGUUCUGACUUUUGGAAAGCGCCCUAAGUUGUUUAACUCAUCUCGAAAGCCAGAAGAGUGAUUCAAAUUUUAUUUUUUGUCUUUAUUAUUGUUAACUAGUUUCUGGCUAUGAACCAUGGUCACCUCUCCAUAUUGCUGUUCGUCAGGGAUAUCUUGAUUGCGUCAAGUUAUUAAUCAGGGCGGGGGCUGAUGUAAACAGUGUUAAUGCAGGCAAACACACCCCUUUACAUGAAGCUGCAUACAGAGGAUAUGAUGAUAUAACAUCAGAACUUCUUCUUCGAGGAGCAGACCCACAUGCAGCCAGUAAUCAGAAGAGAACACCUUUACAUGAAGCUUGUAGGCAAGGUAUUUUUGUGACACUCUCUAUUACCGUAUUUAUUUGAAUAAGUGCCCAACCUCGAAUUAGCGCCUACCUUGAAUAAGCGCCCAUCCUAAAGGCAGAAAAAGUUAAUAAGCACCCAGCCUCGAAUAAGUGCCCACUCCAUUCUCCUCCCAAUCAAACUCAAAUAAGCGCUCACCCCCACCCCACACACUUGAGUGAAUAAAUUCUAAUAAGAGACUUCCCGAGGACGAAGUUUUCCUCAGGGUAUUUUACAGAAACCUUGCUUUGUUACUUCUCCGCGUUUUGUUGUUAGCAUUUGUUGUUUUGUUGCAAAAUAAGCAUACUUCACUUGCUGAAAAUGGUGAAAAUUUAAUAAGCGCCCAGCCUCGAAUAAGCGCCCACUCUCAAGGUCCAAAAAUUUCAUAAGCGCCCAGGGUGGUUAAUCAAAUAAAUAUGGUAUUUUCAAGUCUAGGCUUAAAAAAAGUCGUAUCUAAAAAAGUCAUAUCACCUUUAUAUGAAGCUUGUAUGUAAGGUACCGGUACUCUAGUCUUAUGACACAAUCCUCAGUUAUUUUACACAUUAUAAUAAAAAAUGUGAUAUUGCACACACAGACUCUAAUUAUAAUAAGUAAAACAAUAACUGAUUGGUCCUUAUUAACCUUUUGCUUUCACAAUUCUACACCUAUUUGUUUCCAUCUCUGUCAUAGUAACAAUACCAAAAAUUAUUCUUGAUCUGCGAGCGAUGAUUUCAUUAAAAAAUAAUAGAUUUGAAAGAAAACAAGCGAGGCCAUUGUACAUUUUUAGGAAACUACACACCUACCCCUCCCCUAAGCCAACAUUAAUGCCUUCUUCAAACUUAGGGAAAAAAUGUUGGCUUAGGGGAGGGGUAGGUGAGCAGUUUCCCAGAAACUUAUAAUGAUCUGGCUCAAGAUUAGGUAUUGUAGUACUAUCAUAGUAUUAAUCUGCUGGUCAUAUUACUGUAGGUAAAGCAAGGAGUGCAAUUAUGCUGUUGGAUGUGAACAGCAAGGUCAAUGCCAGAGAUUUAGUGAGAGACACGCCUCUUCAUCUUGCACUCAGAGCUUAUCGUCAUGACAUCACGGUUCAGUUGACAUCUGUUCUUCUCCAGUAUGGCGCAUCACCAACACUUCUUGGAGGAGAAGAUGACACUCCACUGGACAUAGCUCGACAAACAGGCAGGGAAUCCUGUUUGGAAUUACUACAAGCUGCUUUAGGUGAGAAUUAUUAUACAACCCAAUGCAAGGUUAAGAUGAAUCUAAACUGCCUUGAAGCAAAACUGCCGGGUGUUGCUUGAAUUUGAAGCAUGAUUAUUUUUGAGAAGCAAAGCAUUUAUGUUUGAGCCAAAAUAGUGCUCUGUCUUUAGUAAUUUGGAUUUCCAGGAAAAUGUCAUCACUUUUUCCCUUAUUGUUCAAAAAAAAUUCUUCUUUUGUGUGCCAACUAAUAAGAGUUGAUUUUCCUUUUUGUUUUUUCAGAAAUACCACAACCACUUACUCAUAUGUGUAGAGUUCUUCUGAGAAAACAGUUAGCUUGUCAUUGGGACUAUAUAGCUGAACUGCCAUUGCCAAUAACAUUGAAGAGUUUUCUACGAUUUGAAAAUGGAUUUUAAUUGAUCAUUGUUAAAAUAGACAAGUUUAAUACGAUCUGUGCUCUCCAAGCAAAGUGCUGAAUUUGAUAUUCUACUUUGUCUCUGCCUUGUUGAUUGGCCUUUUAUGCAAAAUGUAUUAUUAUGGCUUUUUUGAAAAAGGUCUAUUACAAUAAUUUCAUUGCAUAAAACUAAAUUAACGCAGCUAUUAUGUAAAUAUGUCUCGUAAUUUAUUUUUCAUAGAAGAAAAAAGGAAGGGUUGCAGGCAAUUUGUCAAUAUAUUUAUUUUAUUGUUUUUAUUUUCUUCAUGUUAUUAAGUAAACAUGUUGCAAGCCAUUUUCAGUAAGUAAAUGAAAGAAAUUUGUGAAUAAUGAGGUGGAUUUUUGCUACCCAAUAGGUGUACUGUGUCAUGGAAAGAAACUAGAUCCACAUGUCACAUGACAUUUUUACAGUUUGAUUUGAUUUGAUUUUUACAGUUUGAUUUUCCUUUAUAAUAUUAAUAUCAGUGGCAUAGGUUGGUUGGUUGGAGGCUCCUUCAUGAGUGAGACAUUUCUUACUAUUGAUGUGACUGUGUGAUACAGUUAAGCCUUAAUGUGUUGCUUGUGAUGGACUGUGUGACUGCGAGAUGCGGUUUCAUAAGUCCAAACCACAAAAAUGACCCUUGCUCGCCAAUGAGUCCUUAGAUCUAGAACACGGAGGGUCGUGGGUUUGAAUCCCAUAUGGCGCUCAGAUUAUUUUCUGUGUCCUCCUAUGGUUGAUUCUUUACAUCUCCCUUAAUUUUUUUUCCUUUAUAAUAUUAAUAUCAGUGGCAUAGAUUUGAAUCUUGUCAGGUUAUAUUUACUUUGUUCACUCUAAGAUUAGUAUUGUCCUUUCCUUGUGUUGAACUCUAUCCAUUAUCAUGUGACCAUCAAAAAUUCAAAUAAUUUAACUGAUAAUUUAUACCUUUAAGUGGCUCUCUCUGUUUUACUAUACAGUUUUAAAUAAUCAGCGUAAAAAGUACCUUAUUCGUACUUAAUUUUGCAGGUCUUAAAUUUCACAUUUUUCGCGUUUUUAAAAAAUUCGCAAAAUUAAAUUGACGCGAAUUUAAAUCUCCGCAAAAUUUAAGCACGUGAAAUUUAUUACCCAUAUAGAAAAUUCAAAACACGGAAAACUUUAUCAACAUCUAAUAGCAACAAGAUAUACAGGAUAUGUAUCGACAAAUCAACAAGUUGUUUAAUGGUACAUUCCAUGUUGUAUCUUUAGUUGUGAAAUAAGGUUAAUUUGCAAAGAUUUCACACACUACUUGCUCCAGUUUAUCAACAAAUUUUAAUAAGUUCAGACUUUUUGAAAGAUGAAAUGAAGUUGAGAACUUACUUAAAUCACGAAAUUUAAUGCCCCUUUUUCAUGUUUGCCUGUUAAAAUCAUGAAAAUAAAACCUUGCGAAAUUAAGUACCAAUUAGGUAGUUUUUAAACUUUCAUGAAAAAUAUUUAUUGUUAUUUAUAAUGUAAUUAUUUACUUUGUUCACUCUAAGAUUAAUAUUGUCCUUUCCUUGUGUGGAACUCUAUCCAUUAUCGUGUGAACAUCAAAAAUUCUAAUUAACUGAUAAUUUUAACCUUUAAUAAUUUAUACCUUUAAGUGGCUCUCUAACAAAUAUUGUUGAUGUAUAUUUAAAUAAGUGAGAUUCUUUGGAAUAAAAGUGUGUUUUUAUGAAAAAUCAAUUUGCAUUGACCUUGUGGAAGAAUUAGAGCAAUUUUAUCUCGGGUAUCACUGUUAAUUAUUGACCAGGAGUUAAGUUAUUACUGAGAGUAAUUAUUUCUUUUCAAGAAAAGAGGAGCAAAAAAGGCUUGACCUGGCAAAUAGCCUACAUAGGUAGCGAUUUUUUAGGAGUGUUUUUCUGUUGUGGUUCGUAUUCAGCCGCUCGAAAACUGUCAUCAAGUGUACCCGGAACGUCGUAUUUUCAGAAAGAGUAUUAGUUUGCUCAAUCAGUGUCCUGCUAGUUCCGAGUCCCAUGGAUCUCCUCUUCUUAGAAGAUCACUCGUUGCCCUAGUUCCUAAGUGGCCCUCUAUCCUAUGCGGUAAGAUAAAUACCAUGACCGAUUUCCUAAAGGAGGGGCCGAGGAAGCAAGCUCCUAGGGGAGCCGGAAACUGGAAAAAGAAAACAUUUGUCCUGACCAUUUUCCAAAUUUCAACUUGAAAAGUUCUUUUACUAUUAUUAUUAUUAUUAUUAUGAAAAAUAUGUUUAUUAUGAAAAAGCGGACCGAUUCCCGUAGUGGUGGAAACCGGUGUGGAUCAGCGCCUGCGAGUUUUGCUCUCUCUGUUUCUGUUUCUUUUUUUUUCUCGUUUGUUUCCUCUCUCAGUUUCAUAGUUGAUCCUUGUAUUUCGUUCUGGAUUUUGAGCGGCUCCAAACCACCAUACUCAUUAAAGUAUCCGUAGAAACAUUCAUGCCAUGCCACGUGUUAACCACGUGUUAACUCCCCACCAGGACCAACCAGGAGCCACCCCGGACGGACUGGAACAGAGUAACCGGAUAUAUUCCAUAAAGUGAAAUAAACGCCUUGCUACUGCAUCAAUAUUUUGGUUUGGAAGUCAGAUCUAUUUUUGCAAUUUCUUCAGGUACACUAACCAGUAACAACUGAAUGAGCAGGCAAAAGUUGACCUAAUAUGGACAAAUACUGAGCCCAUUUUUAACUUGAAGUAAACUCUGGAUAUGGUUUUGUGACGGACAGACGCUUUGCAAUCAUGGAGGGAGAGGACGAUGUAGCCGAUCAAUUCCUCACACCUCCUCGACGGCCACCUCUUAGAGUUACGCUGGCUAAUCCCAGAGAAAGUGGGAUAAUCGAGUUUUUCACGGCCAUACGUGAAGGAAAUAUUGAUGAAGUAAGAGAAAAAUGCACAGUGAGGAGUUAAAUUCAAAAACAAUUUAAUGCUAAUAUAUAGAUUUAGUCACUGCUAAAAGCGAAGCUCUCUUUAAUAUUUAUAGUUUCCUCAAAGAAAAUAUAAAAUCGAGUAAUACUAUAGGCAAGGUGAAAACAACGAGAACGGUAAAAAACAACAACAACAGAUCUAAUUAGCAAAAAAAACAACUUUGCACGUGCAGCACACUUUUUUUCUAAUUAGCAAGAAAAACUUUGCACGUGCAGCACACUUUUAUUUCUACUGAGCAAAAAAACAACUUUGCACAUGCAGCACACUCUCACGGCCGCUAUAAUUGGUCUUCGUUAUUAUUUAUUUCUUGCUCUAGCUCUUUCCCUGUUGUCCAAGUUAAUGUAGAUGUUGUGGUUCGACUUUAUCCUUGGUUCAAAUUUUCUUUUCUUUUGUUUUUGGGUAUGGUAAUGUAUGAUAAUAACAUGAUGAUGAGUUUGAAACAAAAGAAAAGAAAAUUUGAACCAAGGAUAAAAUUGAACCACAACAUAGACAUUGAGAUCACGCAAUUGCCUACAGACUGCAUUAGCAGUUAUCUGAUCUUUGAAGGGAAGAACUAUUCUGAUUAUGUUGCCAUAAUCAGUUUUCAUUUGCUGUAAAACUAAGUCACAAUGUUGUGAAUGGUGUGCACAUAAAUACCAGGCUAACUUACGAGCAGUCUGACCCCUCUUUUUUCCUAGCCUGUCAAGGGAAACACGCAAGAGACAAAAAUGAUUUUGUGAGUGACUGAAGGCGUGAGGUGGGAGAGGCAGAAAAAAGAGAAAAUACUAGCAAAGCCGGUUUUGUUUUUCUUAGCCUGCUGCCAUUGCUUCUCACAUUUCACGGCUUCUAGUGCACACAUGCACUCCCCUCACUCAAUCUCAAGAAAAAGAGAGACUACUCGCAGUCCAAUACCAGGCUGAAGCCAGUAACAGUUUGGUUCUGUAAUGGAAUAUUUCAUGGGUAAAUGAUCCUUUUUCACACUGUACCCUGCCUCUCUUUUGAAAGUUCAGGCUGUAACAUUAAUUCAGCUGGUAGAAGAGUGGUGCUCGCUCACCUUCUAAAUAUUUUUUAAUUUAUAUGUUGUGUAAUAGGCCAAGAUGAUUUAUGAUGCUAAGAAACUGGAUCCUGAUGUUGUGACAACAGUAUCAAUAGGUGAAACUGGUUUGCACCUUGCAGCGAGGGCUGGUUACUUGGAAUUUGUAAAGUUUCUUUUGGAGGCUGGAGCUAAUGUUAAUAAAAAAGGUACAUAAAAAUCGAAUGUCUUUUUAAAAUUCAAGUCUCACAUUUGUCCCCACAAAACAGUUCUCUGACAUGCAUUUCUUAAAACAAAGUUUAAGGAUUGUUUAUUGUGAAAAGUACACUAAGUCUUUAUAGUAACCCAGCUUGUUUCCACUCAGAUGAUCAGAAAAAAAUAAUUCAAAUACAAAAUAACAGGAUUAAAAUACCCCAACUGGCAGGAGGCAACUAGUGUCCAUUUUUAGAAUUAUAAGUGUGGCCAAGGAUAAAUUGAAACUUGGGAUGGCCAAAAACAACUGCACAGCCCUAGGAUUUCAAAGAAGUGAUCGUUUCUAGUACCAUGUAAUUACUGUGGUCUUAGAAUAACGGAACUGAAGAAUACCUUCCCGAGUGACAUUUUCAGGCUUAGGGGUCAAUUUACAGAAAUUCGCUAUUUUCCCACUCAGAUUCUUAACUACUAAGAGCAAUUCUUUAGUUAUGUCUCGGCUUAUACAUGACUGUAUAAAAAACUAAAACGUUGCUUAGCAUCUAUCAGUUUUCUUUGUCUGCCACCUUGAAUUGUUCCCAAAGUGCAUUGCAUGUUACGGUGUUAUGGCUUCAAGUGCCAAGAAAAAAUUAAAUAUGUGACUUUGAAAAAUUGAAAACAUUUAGGAGGUGGUUUCCAUUGUUUUCUCUUUGCUUACAAAUAACUAUAAUUCAAUUAUCUGGCACAGAUAAAAAGGGAAAAGCUGCAAUUCAUCUAGCUGCUUCAGGAGGCCAUGUUGACGUGGUUGAAGUGCUUGUUAAGGCCAGUUGUACUCUAGAUGAUGUGGACAAAUUUGGUCGGUCACCACUAAUGUGGGCAACAGCUUGUGGACAUGCUGAAGUUGUGAAGCUGUUACUUAAGGCAGGGGCAUCAGUUACAACUCAAGGAAACUGGCAUGCCCUUCAUGAAGCCUGUAAGAAAGGAUUGAUUGAGCUGGCUCAACUGUUAAUAGACGCUGGAGCACCAGUAAAUAACCCAAGGCAAUGUGAGUCAAUGCUUUUCAGCGGCACCCAACAAGCAUAUAGUUCAAAAUCAAUUUAAAAACAUAGUAUUGUUAAACGUAUUUAGUAUUUAAACGGUAGAUAUAGGCAUAUUUUAAUUAUCCCAUAAAACUUUUUCAUCUGCUCGGAUUUCCUAGCUGAAAGUCUAGUGACCCGAAAAUUAUGGGGAUCAAAACUGACCUUUUCGAAAAUUUCAGCCAGAAAAAAGGCUCCCGAAAAUUGCAGGUGGCCUUUUUAGGGUAAAAAUCCGUUAGAAAUGGCCAAUUAUACCGCUUUUUAGAUGUUAAAAAAUCCUAGGAGAGGCUGGCAAGCAAGAAAUUUGACAACAAAUGUUCCGAAAAUUCUAGAUCUCAAAUUGUGUUCCAAACAGAUAUUUUCCUAGGGCCCACCCCCGCCUCCCCCCUUAUCUCAGGGUCUGGAUGACCAGGCCUCCCCUUAUCUGAAGGCCUGGAACCACCACUGGUAGCACAUCCACUAUAAUAUUGGUUCUUUAAAUCUUCCUGAUUCUUGGUUGAAAAGGAAUUGGAAAUGUUGGUUUUUGAGGAGAGGGGUAAACCCGCGUACCCGCAGAAAAACCUCUCAUUGGAGCAGAGGGAACAAACAUCAAAGUAAAUUAAACCACAUAUAGCCAUUACUGCUGGGAUGAUGCCAGGAUUGGUGGGAUACGGAGGCGAGUGUUCUCAAUCAUCUACUUCUUAGUUUAUGUCGUGUUUUUGUUUAUUUAUCGUCGAUGAUUAGAUUCUGGCUGCACACCCUGGUCACCUCUUCAUAUUGCUGUUCGUCAGGGUCACCUUGAUUGUGUCAAGUUAUUAAUCAGGGCGGGAGCUGAUGUAAACAGUGUUAAUGCAGGCAAACACACGCCUUUACAUGAAGCUGCAUACAGAGGAUAUGAUGAUAUAAUGUUGGAGCUUCUUCGUCAAGGUGCAGACCCACAUGCGGCAAGUAAUCAGAAGAGAACACCUUUACAUGAAGCUUGUAUGCAAGGUAUUUUUAUGACACUCCUUAUUAAUUUUCAUGUCUAGGCUGAAAAAUGUAUGCAGAGUACAAAGCAGACCUAGGCAAGCAGAUUUUUUUAGCCCUCUACAUUCCAAUAAAGUUAUAAAUGAUGUAGAAAGGAAUAAUAAAAUGUUAAAAUAGCUCCUAAAAGGUCUCAUUAGAAUCCUCUCAAAAAUUCUAGAUUUGGUAACUGAAUUGGACACUACAAUAUUAUACUUAGAAAGGUUCCAAAAGUAGUGCUUUUUUUAGUUUGAAGAUGUGAUCACUUUGAGGAGUGGACUUUUUACAGGAGGGGAUCACACAUAGGGUGCGGUCCUAUUAUUAUUUCUCAUGGAAGUCCGAGAAAAUAAGUGUCAAAUUUCACCAGAAUUGUGAAAACACAAGUAAAAUUCUGAAAAUUUCAUGUAUAAGGUGUCAUUUUGUGAAAUUUGACGCUUAUUUUCUGAGGCUGUCAUAAGAAAUUUUCUUUGGUGUUUAAUUAUCGGUAGAUAACUAACUUAUUACAUCUAUAACCCCAUGCGAUAUUGUUUAAAUUAUUCUGGUACUAGGUUUUUCUGUCCACUGAAAAUUAUAAUUAAUUAAUUUCCUGAUGGAUUCCGUAUUAAUCCUUUUCCAAGGUGGAUUUUGUCAUUUCCUCUGAUGUUCUAUGAUCUAAGUGAUAUUGGAUCACCAAUCCUGAUAUGGAUUGUCCCAAUGAAAUACACCCGUAGAGUUUCGAUUGUAAAUUCGUUAUAUAUCAUCCUUAGCUUCAAUCAAAUCAUGAGUUUUAGCUGCUGUAAAUUUGUAGCAAUGAAUGAUCCACAAUUAAAUAGCAUUCAGCACUCAUGUGAUCUACUUUGUGCAUCUUCAUUUUUAUGUAGGUAAAGUAAAGAGUGCAGUUAUGCUGUUGGAUCUCAACAGCAAGGUCAAUGCCAGAGAUUUAGUGAGAGACACGCCUCUUCAUUUGACGCUGAGAGCUGAUCAUGCCUAUGACAUUGCGGUUCAGUUAACAUCUGUUCUUCUCCAGUAUGGGGCAUCAACAACACUUCUUGGACGAGAAGAUGACAUGCCAUUGGACAUAGCUCGCCAAACAGGCCAGGGAUACUGUUUGGAAUUACUACAAGCUGCUUUAGGUGAGAAGUAAGGCUAGGUUAUGUCCAUUGAAACGAAAGAAAUUAGCCUCAUCACUUUGAUUUGGUUAAUUGGAAGCAAAAUGUUACUUGCUAAUUUGAGAUAGCUAGCGUCCUAUUUCUUGAAUCCUUACUAAGUAUCUGUAUCUGCUGAUAAUUCAAUAUUGUGUGCCAGUGUCUCAUUGAGACCCUGAUUUUACCAAAUUGUCAGCGUCUCAAGAAACCUGGGUUUUCUGGCAAAAAUUGCUGACAGUGUUUUAUACACAUCUUUACUCUGGCUCUAACUUGUGUUGAUAACCUUAAUUUUUUUUGUUUCAGAAAUGCCACAGCCACUUACACAAAUGUGUAAGGUUCGUCUUAGGAAACAGUUAGCUUGUCAUUGGGACUAUAUACCUGAACUGCCAUUACCACUAACAUUAAAGAGGUUUCUUCAAAGUGGAUUUUAAAAUGAUUGUUUACAGUAAACAUGUUUAAGAUGCUUCCCCAAGAAAGUGCUAGAUUGAUUCUGCUGUCUUCGUGAUAGUGACUGCUCAAUAUGUAUAAUUGAGGCAAAAAUUAUUUAGUCAACACCAGCACUUAUUGGUAUUAAAAUUUAUACAUGUUAAAUAUAAUAAUUUAUUCUUAAAUAUUAUUAUAAUAGUUAGUUAUUUUGUUAUAGAAAAGCAAAGGGUUGCUUUGUCCAUUUUUAUGUUCCUUGCAAGUAAUUUUAUAAAGUGAAGGAAUAUAAAGGAAGUGAAAUUAUUGAUGGAAAGACAUGGAAGUUUUUAGAAGCCUUCUGAAAUUCAUCCUCAAAGUAAAAGAACUUUAUCUGCAUGCUACACAAACUUUUCAUGUUGAGAUUUGUAUGUUCGCUCUAGUACUGGAUGAUGUUCCGUCAAAAAGUUCUCGUAAGCGACUCCCUUGGAAAUGCAAAAAGGUGGUUGUAACUAGAACUGGUCACUUAAAUAUGAGAAUGAGCCCUAAUGACUUUGAACUUUCACAAUAAUACUGCUCUGAACAAGAUCUUUAUCAAUGAACCAUUAGCUUAGUGUGCAGUUUCAUUAAAGUGUUGAUAAAUAUGAAUAAGACUCUAAGUGGUUGCUUAUGAGAGCUUAUAAACAAAGGAAAACUCCAGUUGGGUAAUCACAAAAGAGGUUGUGGUCACUUGCGGGAGCAGUCACUCAUGAGAGCUUUUCUCAGUGACUUUAAAAAAUCACUGUUCAGUCCAGCACUAAGUGUCCUUCUUAAAGAGAUGCCUUGCCUAGUCCCUAUAGGCCUCAUUAUUUUGCGUGGCCGAUGCGUUUCGCGUCAUGAGGUCCAGCCGUUUGUCUCGGAUAUGUCACUAAAGUGCAUUGACCGAGAAGGCCUGGAAAGACACCGUACAGGGACUAGGCAAAGAGAUGCCCAUCUUACAGAGAGUCAAAUCUGGGGAGAAAAGAAAGACAGGGACCAUUCAAGGUGUCCUUUUUUCCGAGGUGUCUGUCUUAUAGAGCAGGGUUUUCACUAAUAAUUCUAGUGGCAGGAAAAAAAGAGAACAUGAUCACAGAAGAAUAUUUUGAAAGAGGCUCCACAUCUGAAUAAAAAUAGUCAUAGGCUUCCCAAUGUUAGCUGGAGAAUUCAG
This is a messenger RNA of Porites lobata, 25447 nucleotides long. The record is from the annotation of a GenBank genome assembly. NCBI's taxonomy places the organism in Eukaryota, Metazoa, Cnidaria, Anthozoa, Scleractinia, Poritidae.